Zea mays is the source of this 1054-nucleotide messenger RNA. RefSeq lists its product as uncharacterized. Bases 342 to 881 code for a protein of 179 amino acids. The transcript has a single exon. The record is from RefSeq and is a predicted model, not a curated record. Lineage: Eukaryota; Viridiplantae; Streptophyta; Magnoliopsida; Poales; Poaceae.
ACCAAGACAAAAUCUUUGAUGUAUGAUGCUAGCAAGAAUCACCAAUAGCCUUCAUUUCAACCGAUCUAUGCACGAAUACCCAAAAUUUAUUACCAGAUUUAUAGGUAACCUAAGUUAGGAGAUCAGACCAAGCUCAAAAUUCGACAGUGAAGAAAAGAUCUAUCGCCCUAGAUAACAGAAACAAGCAAACCACAUAAAGGCAACCUAGUAAAGCAAUAUGCAUAUUUAGCCACGCUGCCAAUUGGAGCCGGGAGCACUAUGGCUGGCGCCAGAGUAAUCAAUACAAGCUAGAAACCAGGAACUGAGACAAUCACGUAUCGAAUCCAAAUCGAAGCCCACGCAUGGAGGCAAGAAAUAAAAGGAAACCACCAGCAGGCUACGCGAAAACUAGUUCCGAAACAAAAUGCUCCAGAUGCAGCACAGAUCAAAGCACCCGAAGUCACCUGAACGCGAUCGGGACGGGGCCACGAAGCGCGGACCCGACGGAUUCCCAAUUCGCGGCGCCAAACCCAAUCGCCCUAAACCUAAGCAGAGGACUCCCCGGAUUUCAGCAAGGCCGCAACCACAGCAGCUCAAUCGCCAGCAAAUUCGAUCCGGAUUUAGCUCAAUUCGCGGCCACAGGCGCCGAGAAUUGGGAAGCGAGCGAGGAUACGCACACGCUCCAAUCCAACCACAGGCAGGUCUUAUCACCGAACGAAGCAAACCUAAGUUGGACCCCGGCAAAGCGUCCCACCCUGAGAAAACAAGAAUCCCCAAGCCGACCAUACACGAGGCAGGAACGGAGCGGAAUUAAACCUAGGCAGCGAUUAGGGCUGCGGCCACCGGACGGGAGGCGCCUGGACCCAGCCACCGACCUUGCGGCAGCCGCGAGCUCGAGCUAGCGCCAGCCUCGCGCCCUAACCCGCACGGCACCGCUAGGCGGCGGCCCCGAUCAGCGCGAUUGCUUCCUGGGGUCCAAUGAGGCGUGGAGAGCAUUGGGAUGGCGUCGCGCGUGGAGCUGCUCGAGGAAGGAAGGGGGAGAGAGAGAGAGAGAGAGAGAGAGGGCAGGCUGAGG